CCCGUAUUUCAUUCUGUUUUGAUUUGCAAACCAAAUUUGCGGAAUAUCUGUGAUAUUUGUAUACUUCAUACUUGUAUCAAAUCAAAGCUCAAAUGUCUAAUUUGGAAUUAGAUGACGAAUCUAUCACGAAUAUAGAUGCCAACACGACAAUUCAGGAGCAAAUUCAGGAACUUACAAGACGUUUGCAAAAUGUCAAUGACGAUCUACAUCACCAAGUACGCGAAAAACAUGAUGCUUUACUUCAGCAGGCAACACAUGCUGGGCGGUUCGAUGUUGCCCUCAAUACUUUAGCUAACGAUGUGGAACAAAUUCGAGGAACUGGACAAAAGUUGAAAUCUCAAAUUGAUACCCAAUACCAACAGGUCGAUAACCAAACGCGUAUUUUGGGACGAUUGCAUGAGUUGUCGCACCUUCUGCGGUCGGCCGGCACAUUACUUACACUGACAGCAAAACUACGUUCUACGAAGGAUGUGCUCAAACAAGCAGAGCUUCAUUAUGAACUUGGACAAUUGGUUGAUGACGAAGAUUUGAAAAAAAUUGAUUUCGUUCAAAAUGCUCGAGCCGAAGUUAUAAGCUCUCGACAAAAGUUAAGAAACCUGACACAAAUGCAACUUGUAACAGGUCUGCAGGAAAGGAAUGAAGCUUUAGUAAUUAAUGCUCUAAAGAUAGUUAAAAACUUCAAUUUACUGCAAAAGUCGUUAGAUAACUUGGUAGCAACGUACAUCUCCGACUUAGAACAAUCACUUAGAGAAUGUUUUGCUGGGACGGAUAUUACCGUUUUGACCAAAAGUGGUAACACCGUUUCCCCCAAACCUAGUGGCACAGUUCGUGGUCCUGGAAAAACACCUAUGCUGACCACGACUCAAAAUUUCAGAGCCAAAUUUUGGAAAUCACUACACUGGCUAUUAUAUGAAGAGCUUUAUGAAAGUUGUGAACAAGUAAAUUUGUUAAAACGCGCUUUGGAUCAAAUAAGACAAUUUGGCUUCGAUUCAACAGAAAUAUAUGAUGUCCAUAACCAUUUUUGGUUUGCAGUGCAAGAGCUACUACGCAAAACGUUUACUGAGAGUCCAGCUCAUGUAACGCAAACAUUGCAAGAAGGCUUAGCAAAAUUGUUGACCUCAGCCCGUGGCUUCGAGCAGCGUUUGAACGGUGAAUUUCUGUUCGAUAAUGACAUGUUCUCUUCAUUGGAAGUGGGCUAUAUAAGCAAGUGUGCCGCAAAUAUGAAAGCUUGUCUCGCUGGUGUCGACUUACCAUCAAAUGAAACAGUUGAUGCAUUUAUACGAGUUGCUUCUACAGAAUUAAGUGCUGCUCUAAUAGACGCGCGCUUAACAAAUUCCGUUGGAGCGGUUUUUAUAGCUUGUGGCAAAGAUUUAUGCACUAAAUUGGAGUCACAAAUCAAAUUGGGUCCCGAUUCCAAACAAGUAGUUGACAUUCCAAAUUUCCAGCAAACACAGAAUGUGAUAUUGGCGAAUAUUUUGUAUUACUAUAAAGACUCCGUGCGUCGCAUGUUAGCCGACUUGAACGUGCAAUUUUCGAAAUCAAAAUCCUCGGCACAGCAAGAAAUAUUGAAAUCUUUGGAACAAACAAAUAUAUUAAUUGGCACCAUAUUACAGCAGAUUAUGGAUUCAAUUUUGUCAACUAUUAGUAUUAUACUGCUUAGCAUGCAUCGUGAACCAGGACUUAGUUCCGAAAAAAUAUCUACUGUCGGCCCUUCAAUGUACAUGAAGGAGUUGCAGGAAUUUAUUAGCCGCGUCUGGCAGAAUCAUAUUGGCCCCUUCGAAGAUAAAGAGAUGGUGGCGAAGUGUGGUUAUGAAUUGUCUAAACGUUGCAUAGAGUUAUUUGUGCACAAUAUGAGCAUUUUGCGUCCAAUCAGCGAUGCCGGGCGCCACCGUCUAAAUAAUGACUGCAACCAUAUGGAACAAGCACUUAAGCCGAUUUGCUCCAAUUUGCCAGAUUUGGGAAAUUCUGCUCGCUUACUACGUGCAAUGUCGUUCUUAAUUGUACAACCUCCACAAGAAUUGGUGAAGCAAAGUGUUGGUAAUGAUUCACUGGUGCCCAGCUAUAUUGUGUUGUUUCUAUUGUUCGGUCAUGCCAGUGCCGAACUUCAGAGUCCGCAUACCACCGCGAAUUGGUCGAAUGAACGUUUGAUGGAAUGGUUAGAUGGGCAUACAUCGGACCGUGAAAAGUUAGAAUUAAUAUCAGGUGCAUUGCAACGUUACCGUGAUCAAGUUCGAAGGAAAAAGAGUGAACAGUAUGAUGAUGUGUAUCCACUAAUGGUUGAAUUUUUUGAAAAGGCUUUAAAAUCAUAAUAUAAUUGAGUGGUAAGGCUGCUCAAUUUCGUAAUAUUAUUUAAUUCGUUUAAUUGUAAUUGUUACAUUAAUUUAAUUAUAUGCUGUAUGAAAAACAUAACCAAAAAUAAGAAGAAACUUUGUUUGCAUUGAAGCUUAAUGCCUUUCGCAGGGGCAUUUAUAAAAA
Bactrocera neohumeralis is the source of this 2475-nucleotide messenger RNA. It is a transcript of the gene fws, whose product is annotated as conserved oligomeric Golgi complex subunit 5. The record is from RefSeq and is a predicted model, not a curated record. The transcript has 4 exons. Gene Ontology annotation, biological process: intra-Golgi vesicle-mediated transport. Gene Ontology annotation, cellular component: COG complex. NCBI's taxonomy places the organism in Eukaryota, Metazoa, Arthropoda, Insecta, Diptera, Tephritidae. The coding region runs from base 93 to 2309 and encodes 738 amino acids.